Messenger RNA from Folsomia candida, 3377 nucleotides. Its product is annotated as serine/threonine-protein kinase pakG. The record is from RefSeq and is a predicted model, not a curated record. Gene Ontology annotation, molecular function: protein serine/threonine phosphatase inhibitor activity. The transcript is spliced from 5 exons. Lineage: Eukaryota; Metazoa; Arthropoda; Collembola; Entomobryomorpha; Isotomidae. The coding region runs from base 631 to 2184 and encodes 517 amino acids.
UGACAAUGGGAAGAGACCGACAAAGUCGACGACAUAUUUUAAUAUAACCUGGAACAGUUGUUCACGUUUUUUUAUAAAGAUUGUCCAACUCAUGUGGUACUAGAAAUCAGGGUCAAAGUUGGAGUGGUUAAUAGUAUAAUGGAGAUAGAAGUGAUGAUUAGUGAUACGGACAAUUGUAACGUAACAGCUGUAGUAAUGUGGAAUGUAGUAAAAGUAGUAAUAAUCCGGUUAACUGUAGGUCGGAUUGGGCAUGAAAUUAAAGUUAUAUAAUUGUGCAUAUUCAUUAAAGUUGUGUGAGAUUGAGGUUAAUUUGGUAUAUCUUUGUGGUUUUCAGACAGUUGAUAGCAACACCGGCCUGAAUUUGAUGUCGUGAAAUUAAUCAACAAUAGAAUAACCAGAUAAUGUUUUCUAAACGGUUUAUCGACAAGAAAUUUAUUGGAAAUGGAUAGGCGUUGGAAGUUUAGGGGGAGCUGCAGCAGUAACAGCCACCACUUUAGUUAAUUUCGGCGACGUUAAGUUGUUUAAUUACUUUUUUUUAGUUUGUGUAGUAAAUGUGUUUUUUUGUGUGACAAAUUGAAAGUGAUAAUCUGAACAAAUAAGUGCCCCCACUGUGACCGUGAUUUUAAAACUAUGGAUGAAAAAAGUAUGGAGACGGAGCCGGACAAGUCAUACCUUCAUCAACAGCAGCAGCAACAAACUAAUUUAUAUACGUCCGGAAAUGACGAAAAAAUGAGUUCCUCCAACCCCACUGGUCCUUCCACUAAUACGGUGGUGGGUGGGGGAGGUCACUUACGUGGUAUAUCUCACGGUCACGGUGCGAUCCUAAUGAGCAAUAAUAAUAAUAACAAUAACAAUAACAACGACGAUAACGAUGUGAGUAUGAGGAAUGGGGUUGUUGGCCAGAGAAUUUUUGGUGGAGGGCAGAUCCGCUCGAUGGAUGACGCCGAGGUUGGAAUGACGUCGGGGUCACGGAGUGGAAGCACGGAAAUGUUGCGACAUCACCAUCGGCCUUCAAGAGCGUGUCCAAGUCCUGUCUCUUCCAUUGUGGGGACAGCUUUAAAUCAGAUGCAUUUGAAACGGUCAUCUUCAGCUCCAAUGAUAAAUCAACUCGGUAUUGGUGCCAUUGUACCGGAAACGAUGAAUAAUAUAUCUCCGUCGUCAACGCCAAGUUCGGGUAGCCUUCCGCACCACAGUUCUGCGAGAAAUAAAGAGUCAAUCGCGGAUUUGGAUUCUUACGCCUCGUCUUUCUUGUCAUCGCUGGGAGGGAGACCUAGAAGGUUCUCGGCCAGCUUUAGUCCAGCCGGAUCGCCUGGCCCUGCACCCAACAGAGUUAGUCAACUACGCCAAGAAAAUACUGCAGAUUGGGAGACGAUGAGUGAAAAAGAGUUUCAUGGGACGAUAAAUAUUGCACAGUCAUGGGAGGAUUUAUCUUUGGACUCCAUGUCGAUGGAAGUGGGAACUCGACGACCGAGUAUAUCGGAUCAGUUAUGGUUGUCAAUGCCACCAUCAUCAGCACCAUCAUCCCCCGCAGCAUCACCUAGAGUCAUGUCUCGUUUCUCGCCAAGUCUUUCAUCACCUUCCCCAACUAGAAAAAGCUUUACGACAAGGAGAAGUCUGUCUCCGAUUGCAGUUCGUCCAAGUGUGCUAGCCAUAGGUCAACAAGGCGUUAAAAGAAAAUGUGAUUGGGAUUCGAACGGUUCAUCUUCUAAUCAAAUGGACUGCUCCCCCCAACCUGCAAAGCGCCCAGGUCUUUUGUCCUCGUUUAAUGCUGCCGCUGGUGGUAGUGCAAGUCCUGUUAGUCAAUUUUCAAGUCCUAGCUCUACUGUGGGGCCUGGUGGAGGAUAUCCGUUCAGCUACACCAACACUGCAGUUCAUCAACAGUACUUCCCAUUACAGCAAACUAAUAACCCUUCCUCCUCCUCUCAUCAACCACAGCAGCAGCAACAACAGCAGCAUUCGUCAACCUCUUCAUUCAAUCCAAACAACUCUUCUACGUCUUCUAAUUCCUUAAUGUCCAUGAUUACAAAUCAUGUUGAAGACUCACCAUUUUCAAACGAGACUGAAUCUUCCGUUUCCUCCAUUGGUGGAUGCGACUCGCCAUUUUUUCGACCUGUUGACUCCCCCCUCGCAUCUGUCACCACGUCCCCGGACGACUCGCCGCGACCAUCACAUCCCAAAAUAUGAGGCAACGACUUAUGGAAACUUUCUGAAAGUUGAAUGGACAAAGUUUAAAGAAGAAAACCCCAAUGUGGAACGGACCUGAUUUGAAAUUCGGCUAUACAUACAUCUGUAAUCGAUUGUCUUUCUUCUGAGAAAGCAGUUGGAUUAUUAUUUGUAUCAUCAAUCAAUUUGUGCUCAGUAUAAAAUACUAAAUAAUUAGGUUUAUUAGAUGAUUUACAUAGGUUGAGAGUAAAAUAGUCGAGUCGUAAUGCCUUUGUCAACUUUACUGAACUGUGUUCACGGUCUAAUUUAAAUGAAAUUGAUUGUAGUUGUUUAAAAAUGUUGCGAGCUGGCAUAUCAGAGUUGACAUAAUAUAUCUGUAGAUUGAGUGAAAGUCUUUAAAAUUUUUUUAAAAUUUUGUCUUCUUCCUCUUCUUCUUGCGAGAAUCUGUAACGAAAUGAAGGGCUCCGUUGACGGAGUGAGAGCGUGUAAAACUUUUACUGUCUACUUGUAAGCUCUAUCAACCUACUUAUCCUACCUCUCCUAAAAACCAGUAUAAUAAGUUAACAAAGAAAACAGAGAGGCUAUUCGGUACCUAUUAUACCAUACCAUCAUUAUAUACCCUAUAUUUAACGAUAACAUAUGACAUAGCUCCCCAGUACAAAUCUGUGUAAGUAUGAAACUCAGGAUACGAAACGUAUUGAACUUGAGUAAAAAUUGAAAUUUCUUUGAUAGGACUCUACUUUUGGUUUGUACUUUCUCCCUUGUUGCUUGAAUGUUUCCGAAGUAAAAUAUUUUUAAGGCUUUGACGAAAUAUAUAUCAGAAUAUUAUGUACAUACAUAUUUUAUUCUCCUGGUCUUGUGCACCCUCCUUCCUUCCUCCUUCUAAUUCUUGUCCCCUCUCUACUUCUUAAUUGAUAUGUCUCUUAAUACUUAGCUGAAGAUGAUAAUCGAUACAGUCUUUCAAAACCCAACUUGUUAAAAAAAUAUUUCCUUGUUGAAGAAUUAUAAUUAGCGGAGGGCCUAAAAAUAAUUAAGGAUAGCCCACUAGCUUUUUUUGGUAGGUUGUUGGUUGCUGUCACCCCCAUUGAGACUGAUGAUGAUGAUAAUUGAGUAGACGAUAAUAUUGUUAAUUUCUAGUGUUUAAGAUUUUAUUGACAAGUCGACGAGUUGUUUGAAAGAAAAUAAAUAUAAAAGUCUUGCAUUCUAUGGCGCAA